Messenger RNA from Prosopis cineraria, 5684 nucleotides. RefSeq names its product DNA repair protein UVH3. The transcript is spliced from 19 exons. Gene Ontology annotation, cellular component: nucleus. Gene Ontology annotation, biological process: nucleotide-excision repair. The coding region runs from base 55 to 5427 and encodes 1790 amino acids. The record is from RefSeq and is a predicted model, not a curated record. NCBI's taxonomy places the organism in Eukaryota, Viridiplantae, Streptophyta, Magnoliopsida, Fabales, Fabaceae. Gene Ontology annotation, molecular function: single-stranded DNA binding; DNA endonuclease activity.
GAAACAACAUAGUUUUGAGAGCGCGGCAAAGGCAACUGCUUGGGCAGCAAGACAAUGGGAGUGAAGGGGCUCUGGGAACUUCUUGCCCCCGUCGGUCGUCGGGUCUCCGUCGAGACCCUUGCCGGGAAGAAGCUCGCCAUUGAUGCGAGCAUAUGGAUGGUUCAGUUUAUGAAGGCGAUGCGGGAUGAGAAGGGAGAAAUGGUUCACAAUGCUCAUUUGCUCGGAUUCUUUCGCCGAAUUUGCAAGCUCUUGUUCCUCCGGACUAAGCCUGUUUUUGUCUUUGAUGGCGGUACGCCUGUUCUCAAGCGACGGACUGUGAUUGCGCGUCGGAGACAGCGGGAAAACGCUCAGGCCAAAGUUCGAAAGACUGCAGAGAAAUUGCUUCUCAAUCAUUUAAAGGCAUUGAAACUGAAAGAACUUUCAGACAAUGUUAAGAAACAGAGGCUGAAGCAGAACAGCAAGGGCCAGAAGAAAUCAGCUCAGAUGGAUUUGCUUGGCCGUGAUUUAGGAAGAAACAAUCAAAAGGAGCAAGAUAAAAUAUCUGGAGCUGAGGUGGACAAGAAUCUGUCCCAGACUACUGCAUCAACAAGCUGUAAUCAGGAGGAUCUUGAUGCAAUGUUGGCAGCGUCCAUUGUUGCAGAGGAAGAUGGAUUAUUACACGGAAAAGCAGCAUCUGGUCUAGCUGGUCUCUCUGAAGAGGAAGGUGAUACAGAUCCAGAAAUAAUAGUGCCAGCGUUAGGUGCUGAAGUUGAUCUAUCUGUGUUAGCUGCUUUACCACAGUCAAUGCAACUUGAUAUUCUCUCUCAGCUUAAAGGGAAAAAAAUAGAAGGACUACUGAAGGAUUCUAACAACCAGAAACAAUGUGAAGUGAAUGACAAUGGUGAGGGGAUUCUGUCUCGUGAAAAUGACACAGUAGGAUGUAGCUCAAGUAGUGAUGGUAUGAUAGCAGAGAAACACAAUCGAGACAAAAUAGAUGAAAUGUUGGCUGCAUCUAUUUUGGCUGAGGAAAAUGAAAAGUUAGUAAACAAAGCAUCAACGUCUGGUGGGGCUUUCAUCUCUGAGGAAGAGGAGUACAUUAAUGAGGAAGAUGAAGAGAUGAUCUUGCCAGCAAUGCAUGGUAAUGUCGAUCCAGCUGUUCUAGCCUCUUUGCCUCCAUCAAUGCAACUCGACCUUCUUGGUCAGAUGAGAGAGCGACUAAUUGCAGAGAACAGACAGACGUAUCAGAAAGUCAAGAAGGAUCCUGCAAAAUUCUCGGAACUGCAAAUACAGGCUUAUCUUAAAACUGUUGCUUUUCGUCGGGAGAUAAAUGAAGUGCAGAAAGCUGCCGCAGGGGGAGCAGUUGGUGGUGUACGGACUUCUCGUAUUGCAUCUGAAGCCAACAGAGAGUACAUAUUUUCGACAUCUUUUACCGGUGAUAAGCAAGAACUUACUUCUACCAAAUUAGAGAAAAAUAAGGAUGCACAUCAGAAGACACUAGGAAACCAUUUUUCUCAGGCUUUUGUUAAUAACAGUGGUCCUGCCAAUGAUUCUUGUACCACAAGUGGAUUAGUUUGCAGUGAAGGUGGAAGUCCAUCUGAUGAGAAUAUCCAAACGUAUGUGGAUGAGAGGGGCCAAUUUCGUGUUAGUAGACUUAGAGCUAUGGGGAUGCGUAUGACCCGUGACAUACAAAGAAAUUUGGAUCUGAUGAAGGAGAUUGAGAUGGAAAGAACAGUUGCAAAUAAGGUAGAAAAUAAUAAUUCAAUUCUUAGUGGAAAGAAAAGUGUUGCAUCAAAAAGUUUUAACAACCUGCUUGUUGGUGGCCCGGACAGGUCAGAUGCUGACUUGGUUGGUGAUAAUUCUAGAAAUGAACACCCUGCAUCAGCAGGGGAUGCUUCUUUGGAAAUAUCCUUCAUGGAUGAUGGUGAUAACAAGGGCCUUGAUGAUGAUGAUUUAUUUACUAGUUUAGUAGCAGGAAAUUCAGUAGUAUUUUCCUCUGCUGACAAGACCUCAAUGAAAGAACAAGUUUCUGAUUCUAGUUCUGAUUGUGACUGGGAAGAAGGAAUUGUUGAAGGUAAAAGUGAUGUGAAUGAGGAAAUAAAACAAUCUGUUGUAAAAGAUAAUUAUAAUGACGAAUCUGAUGUAGAAUGGGAGGAUGGAGUUUGUGAUGGUGCUAAGACAACGACGUGUGCAGCUGAGGCACACAGAGCAACAUCUCGAGGUUGCUUGGAGGAGGAGGCUGAUUUACAGGAGGCAAUACGGAGAAGUCUUGAGGUCAUGGGGGACCACAAACUUAAUUGCACAUCAUCCAGUUUUGAACAUUCAAAUGCCGAUAGGGACAAAUCAGAUUAUGAAUUAAACCAAGAUGAUAAUUUGGUUGAUUCUGGAGUGAAGGGUAUUUGUGGCAAUUUUGGUGUGCUGAAUAGAGACAUCAGAAUGGGUGAGUCCACUUUGCAACGGGAAGAUAACACUAAACACAGUGAAUAUAAAAUUAUUGACAAUGACAAUAAGCUGGAUAACACAGUGAGAAGCAACAUACAAGUUUCCCAGUCUCCUCAGGGACAGUCAAAGCCAUCUGUGGCAUUUGAUUGCGAGAAGAUGGUGUCAUUUAUUAAGAAGCCUUGUUCAUUGGAGAUAGGACCACAUUCUGAAGAUUUACUGUACAAUGCAAAUGAAAGCAGGAGAAAUGUGAUUCACAAUGUUGCUGAGCAACUCGUGGGUACCUUAAAUGAACAUGGCAAUGUGUCUACCAAUGGCGACAAAUCUCCUGUAGCUGACUCCCUUGGUGCUUCAGAAGAGGAGAUAAAGAAUUGUAGCAAUGAAGCUGAACCUUUUGGUAAUUAUUCUGAGAUGCCUGAGCCUGUUGCUCCUUUUGUGGAUUCCUCCUUGGAAGGAUUAACAGAAGACCGUGACACUGAGCCAGAGUUGCCUAGAGAUGACAACUGUGGAAGCAUUGAUAAAAGGAAGAGUAAUGUCGGUAUAGAUGCAAUGGAGCCCCCAGGUUUUUUCUCUGCUGAAAACCUUGAAACUCACUCGGAGCUGCCUAGGGAGGAUAACCAUGGAAGCUUUGGAGAAAUCAAGAACAACCUUGUCAAAGAUGCAAUGGAAGCCCCAGGUCACUUGUUUGUAGAUGCGGUUGAUCGUGGUUUGGAGGAAGAAAUCCGAAUUCUUGGUCAAGAAUAUUCCAACCUAGAAUAUGAGCAGAGGAAGCUUGAACGCAAUGCAGAAUCUGUCAACAGUGAAUUAUUCACUGAAUGUCAGGAACUAUUGCAAAUGUUUGGCUUGCCAUAUAUUAUUGCUCCAAUGGAAGCAGAAGCACAAUGUGCUUAUUUGGAGCUUGCAAAACUGGUGGAUGGUGUUGUGACUGAUGACUCUGAUGUCUUUUUAUUCGGGGCACGUAGUGUCUACAAGAAUAUAUUUGAUGACCGCAAAUAUGUAGAGACAUACUUCAUGGAGGACAUUGAGAAGGAGCUUGGAUUGACCAGAGAAAAAUUAAUCCGCAUGGCUUUGCUUCUGGGAAGUGAUUAUACUGAGGGUGUAAGUGGAAUUGGAAUUGUAAAUGCUAUUGAGGUUGUAAAUGCAUUCCCUGAGGAAGAUGGCCUUCUGAAAUUCCGGCAGUGGGUUGAGUCACCUGAUCCCACCAUCUUUGGAAGGUUUGAAACAAAAAGAGGAUCCACCACCCGAAAGAAAGGGUCAAAAGUUGAAGAAAACGUUACUGGCACAAAUUGCAAUGUAGAAGAGACUAUGGUGGAUCAAAAUGUUUUCCAUGCUCAGGAACAAAAUGACUCAUCAGAUGACAUCCAAGAAAUCAAGCAGAUUUUUAUGAAUAAACAUAGAAAUGUGAGCAAGAAUUGGCACAUUCCUUCUUCUUUUCCAAGUGAAACAGUUAUAUCUGCCUAUUCUUGUCCUCAAGUGGACAAGUCAACGGAUCCAUUUGCUUGGGGAAAGCCAGAUCAUCUUGUUCUUCGCAAAUUGUGCUGGGAGAAGUUUGGCUGGACUAGUCAGAAAGCAGAUGAGUUGCUUUUACCUGUUUUAAAAGAAUAUAACAAGCAUGAGACUCAACUGCGAUUGGAAGCAUUUUAUAGUUUCAAUGAAAGAUUCGCAAAAAUUCGCAGUAAGCGAAUUAAGAAAGCAGUGAAAGGAAUCACUGGAAAUCACUCUUCAGAGUUGACAAAUGAAUCUGCGGAGAACUUGCUGUCAAAGAGUGGGAAGAAUGAUACAGGAAUUCCUGCUGAACUUGGGAUUAGCAUAUCAGAGACUUUUAAGGAAACAGGAGAAAGCGUUGCUGACAUGAAGCCAUUGAAUUUGAAACAGUCAAGGAAAAGGAAGAAUUCUCGUGAUACUGUUGCUAAGACACAGUCAAGGAAAAAGGGUAAAUUGAAUGCUCCUGCCACAGCUUCUGGUCUGACUGAGGUAGAUGUGCAGACAGGAGAAGAGCCAACUCAGCCAAGAGAUGGGGGUGGUUUGAGAAGUAGCAAAGGCAGAGGCAAAGGUGUGGGAGUUCAAAGAGGAAGGAGGAAGAGAAGUCUUGGUUUUGAUUCACGUAAAACUACAUCUAGUGAUAGUGACAGUGAUGACCAUGAGUCCGAAGUGCAUGGUAGAAACUCAAGAGGGACAGAAGAGGUGCGAAGGUCUAUGCGUUCUCGGAAGAUUGUCAACUAUUCCAUGGACAACGUUGAAAUUGAAGAUGCUGAUGCCUCAAUUGAUCUGAGCAACAAGACAGACUUGAACGAAGAGCCGAUAGAUGAAAUAUUUUCUGGGAUGCAUGGUGUUUGUGGCAAUGCUGACUCUGGUUUCAGCGGACACAAGGAAAACACAAUAAAUCUUUCUCCAAAGAAGGAUUUGUCUAGAAGCUAUCUGGAAUCAAGUGGGGGUUUCUGUACUGAUGGAGAAAAAACUAAUGCAGGAGCGAACAAUUUUGAUAGCUCUCGUGAUGCCGACUACUGUAAAGUGGGCGGUGGAUUUUGCCUCGAUGAGGAUGAGACAGGUAGCAAACAUAAUGAAAUUCACGACGACAACUACCUAAGAGAGGGAGGUGGAUUUUGCCUAGAUGAUGAUGAGACAGGUGGCAAAUGUAAUGAAAUUAAUGACAACUCGGCAACUAUGGUAGAGGAUAGUGCAGAGCUCACUCAUGGUUCUUCUGGUUUUGUGGAUGAGGCUGAAUGUGAUAAAAAUAUUACUUGUCAAUCAAGUUCAGCCGAUAAAGCAUCUGGAAUUGAACUGCAAGAUAGAGGAACAACUAAACACAAGAUUGAGAUGAAUCAUGACUGUAAUUAUGAUCAGUCUGAGUCUGACACUGGGGUUUUCAUGUCAGAGAAUGCUCAUGGCAAUACCGAGAACGCCACAGCAGCAUUCAGAGUCAUGUCGGAGAAUGCUCAUGGCAAUACCGAGAACGCCACAGCAGCAUUCAGAGCGAUGCCUUUUCUAAGAAAGAAAAGGAGGAAGAGCUGAGGCACCUCCGAAAGGGUAAUUUUGUGUUUGUAUAACCAUACUCUGCUCUCCAAGUUGUUUUCUAUUUUGUGUUGGUGAUUUGGCGGGUUGAAAACUAUCUUGCCUGCAGGAUUAAUCCCUUUUUGAGUGCCAUACACUCAGCCAGGAUUAGUGUGCCCUACAAGUAGUAUUUUGUACGACAUUUUAAGUGAGUCAUACUGGAUGUAAUAUAUAAACAGCGUGACUCAUUAUAAAUUAUCGUAUAUAAAUUUUAUGAA